Molecule: messenger RNA, 954 nt
Organism: Penicillium odoratum
Lineage: Eukaryota; Fungi; Ascomycota; Eurotiomycetes; Eurotiales; Aspergillaceae
Product: zinc-binding alcohol dehydrogenase family protein
Exons: 2
Coding region: 1-954 (317 amino acids)
Molecular function (GO): oxidoreductase activity, acting on NAD(P)H
Source: RefSeq, a predicted model, not a curated record
AUGAUACGAGACGCAGAUGAAAUUCUGAUUCGCCUCAAAGCCAUCGCAAUCAACCCUGCAGACUACAAAAUGGUUGACCAGGGCCAUAGAGUCAAGGACUGGCCAUUUGUACCAGGCUUGGACGGAGCAGGCAUUGUGGAGGAAAUCGGAAGCAGCGUGAAAAGAGUAGGCCUGGGUGACAAAGUCCUGGCUCUGUUCACACCCGGCGAUCGUGCCGCAUCGUACCAGCAAUAUGCGGUCCUAAAGGAAGCGGACGUGGCUAGGAUUCCUGAAUCAUGGACACUUGAACAAGCCUCAACUCUUGGGGUAUGCUUUCUCACGGGCAUCAUGGCACUUGGCAUUGGGUUAAAGACUCCACUGCCUUUUCUCGAAGGCGGAGAGACGGCAGGAUUCAAUCCCUGUUCUGUCCUCAUACUCGGUGGAAGCUCAGCAGUCGGCGCUGCCACCAUUCAACUUCUUCGUCUUGCAGUCCCUGGCUGUAGAAUCCUGACCACAAGCUCUCCUCGGCACCAUGCUUACAUUAAGGAUACACUUGGUGCCGAUAGCGUAAUCGAUAGAGGGUCUGAGACAUUAGUCACACACGUCAAAUCGCAAACUCUAGAAUAUCGAGGCGUGGACGCGAUCAUCGAUGCCGUCGGCGCCGGUGGCUUACAGAGCCAUAUCUUUGAGACAUUUGAUGCCCAAGGGCCAAAGAAAUAUGCACAAGUGUGGACCGGUGACAACGAGAUCAAGGUCCCAAGUGGCAUCGAAUCAGUCUUAUUCAGGGGACGGGAUCUGCCUAAAUUGUCUGGAAAUGAGAAUAUAAUGAAAUCUUUGGAGAGAUUGUUGGAGGAAGAGAAAUACAAACUGCCACUUCCAGUGCACGAGGUGGGUCGUGGGUUUGACAAGCUAGAAAGGGGUCUAGAAUUGAUGCGCAAAGGCGUUAGCGGAGAGAAAUUGGUGGUAUCUGUGUAA